Molecule: messenger RNA, 1119 nt
Organism: Condylura cristata (star-nosed mole)
Lineage: Eukaryota; Metazoa; Chordata; Mammalia; Eulipotyphla; Talpidae
Gene: AGA
Product: aspartylglucosaminidase
Exons: 9
Coding region: 35-973 (312 amino acids)
Biological process (GO): protein deglycosylation
Cellular component (GO): lysosome
Molecular function (GO): N4-(beta-N-acetylglucosaminyl)-L-asparaginase activity
Source: RefSeq, a predicted model, not a curated record
GGUGACCCUUCGGCGCGACGGCCCGCGGGACGCCAUGGCCCGCGAGGCCAGCCUGCUGCUGCUCGUGCCUCUCCUGCUCGACCCGGCCCUCGCGCAGCGCGCCGGGCCUCUGCCGCUGGUCCUCAACACUUGGCCCUUUAAGAACGCUACCGAAGCAGCAUGGAGGAGGCUGGCAUCUGGAGGGUCUCCCGUGGAUGCGGUUGAGAGCGGCUGUGCCACGUGUGAGAGGGAGCAGUGUGAUGGCACCGUGGGUUUUGGAGGAAGUCCUGACGAAUUUGGAGAAACCACACUGGAUGCCAUGAUCAUGGAUGGUGCUACCAUGAACGUCGGAGCAGUAGGAGGUCUUAGAAGAAUUAAAAAUGCUAUUGGUGUGGCACGGAAAGUACUGGAACAUACAACACAUACGCUUUUAGUAGGCGAAUCAGCUACCAAGUUUGCCGAAAGCAUGGGGUUUAUCAAUGAGGAUUUAUCUACCGAUACUUCUCGAGCGCUUCAUUCAGAUUGGCUUGCUCGGAAUUGCCAGCCCAAUUACUGGAGGAUUCAUGUGCCCAAAGGGAUGGUUGUCAUCCAUCAGAUGGGACAUACGGCCGCUGGUACAUCUACAAAUGGUAUAAAAUUCAAAAUACCCGGCCGAGUGGGCGAUUCCCCGAUCCCGGGGGCCGGCGCCUACGCUGACGACGCUGCUGGGGCAGCAGCGGCCACGGGCGACGGGGACAUCCUGCUGCGCUUUCUGCCCAGCUACCAAGCUGUAGAAUAUAUGAGAGGUGGACAAGAUCCAACCACGGCCUGCCAAAAAGUGAUUUCAAGAAUUCAGAAGUAUUUUCCAAAGUUUUUCGGGGCCGUCAUAUGUGCCAAUGUGACUGGGAGUUAUGGUGCUGCUUGCAAUAAACUUCCAACAUUUACUCAGUUUAGUUUCAUGGUUUAUAAUUCACUAAAAAAUCAGCCAACUGAGGAAAAAGUAGACUGCAUCUAAUCCAUCUUUUCUGUCAGCAUCUAUAUUUAAAGAAGAAAGAAACAAACACUGGAAAGGUUACCCACUAUUGUCAUGCAGUGUGCCUCCUUUGUGUAAAAUCAGCACAAAAAUAAAUGGAUGCUGAAGUAGCACUUUCGUUUUCUAUA